UUCUAAAGCGUGAAGUUACUUAGAGCUCAUCUUAAUCACUCUUGAGAAAUUCAUAUCCACAACGUAGCAAAUCUUACGCUCCUCGUGGCAACUAAAGCUGCCGUUUACUCUACACCUGGACAGAGCACCUGAGAAAGACCUGUCCUUUUUAUCUACUAGCCAGCGCGGCUUUCUCCGGUAUUGCGAGCAAGCUGGAUUCCCGGAGCUCUUCGCCAUGUCUGGCGGGUUAUAGAUACUCCAUGGAGCAGCCGAAUCUCUACGAGGUCGCCCCUCGGCCCGUCAUGACCAGCCUUCAGAGUCAGCCAAACGCCUACUGCUACAAAGACCCCGCUGUUGCCGGAGACAUCAACGAAAUCUGCGACAACGAGAACUCUAUUGACAUAAGUGCCUACAUCGAUCCUGCAGCCUUCAACGACGAAUUUCUGGCAGAUCUCUUCCAUAGCAGCUCGAAACAAGAAAAGUUGAAGAUGAUGAACGGCGAUUACGACUAUUCUCAUGGCCACGGGCACCUGAACGGUGGACCAGGGGCGCAGCAACAAGUUUACAUGCCCAACUAUAUGGAGUCCUCCAAAUUAGAGCCCAUCUAUGACAACGCGUCAACAAGAAUCCGACCGGUGGCAAUAAAGCAAGAGCCUCGCGAGGACGAGGACAUGAACCAUUCCAUGCCGCCUACCUAUCACCAUGCUCAUCAGCACCACCCGCAGCACCUACCACAUCUUCAAUACCAGAUUGCGCAUUGCGCGCAGACAACCAUGCAUCUGCAACCUGGCCACCCGACGCCUCCACCAACUCCGGUGCCGAGCCCUCACCACCAGCAGAACAGUAUGUCCGGCGGGUCGAUGAAGAUGAUGGGUGGCAGCGACAGGGGGAAAUCAAAAAAGAACGUCGACAAGAACAGUAGCGAGUACAGAUUGAGGAGGGAGCGAAACAAUGUUGCGGUGAGGAAGAGUAGGGACAAGGCUAAAAUGCGCAAUGUGGAGACGCAACAGAAAGUGAUUGAGUUGGCUACAGACAACGAUAGACUGCGCAAGAGAGUUGAACAUCUCACUCGGGAACUGGACACAUUACGGGGCAUAUUUAGACAACUCCCCGAUGGCUCUUUCAAAUCCAUGGGCAACUGCGCUUGAAAAUGGACUAGUAUGAUUCUGUUGGACUUUUAAAAGACGUGUAAAAUGGUGACUGCUGGAUUCAAGCGGUAUAUAUAUAUAUAUCAUCUGACAGAUUCUGCAACUGUUAUUUAAGGAGAGGCCAGGCAGCUGAGGUAUACAAGUGCCUUUCGUACAAAACGAUAAGCUCAUUGACCAGUUUGAACAGUGGAUUUGCGGUUGAUUUGUGCCUUUAAAAGAUUGUGUGCUAGUCACGCAACACAACAUAUCAGUGCAGCUAUGGUAGGGCAUGAUUUUAACUAUAAUCGUUAGCCUGUUGUUCAUAUUGUAAAGUUACCAUCUCGAUAUCAUUUCCUGCGUCUAAUAUUUGCGCCUUGAGCUAUAGUCUAUAAAAUGCAAAGUGCACACUGCUUUUCAAUAUGUUUAUUUUUGCAACGAAAAAAAUGUGCGCACUGAUGAAAAUGUCUUGCCAUUCUUCUUAUCCAAACUACCCAAAUGUACAGAGCGUUAAACUCAAGUGUGGUACAGGCUUUCACAGGUUGGGGUGAUCGAUGGACUGAUUUAUAAGCCAAAGCAACUGGUGUUUGUUAUACUGUGGAACCUGCUUCAUAAGCAGUGUUUUGUGCACUAUAUGUAGGCUAGUCAAAAUACGACCAAAUGAAGCACAUUGUAUUUUGAAAAUUGCCAGGUUUGGGUACUGAUCUAAAAUGCCUCUCAGUGUAGGCCUGUAUGCUUUAUAAAGUUAUAGCUUUGUAUUUAUGUAUAAUUGAAGACAAAUGUGAAAAGGGUUCCUAUGCAAUGUCUGUUUCACACCGUCGUGCUUUCUCAGUGAGUUUUCUGUGAAGCGCUGUUAAACUGGUUCUGCAGAGUCAACUUCAGUGGCACUGUCUAAUUUUCUCAGAGCACCCUCAAGUAUACACCUAAAUUCAGUGCCUUCUGACUUCUCUGAAGCAAACUUUAUCAUUGGCUGAACGUCAUUGAAUCGAUGACAUUAAGAUGUAUUUUUGCAGGAAGGUGAAGGAAGCACUAUUUUGUUUUUGUUUUUACUGAUCCAUAUUGCCAAACCCUACAACUGUAAAAUGACCAUAUAUAAAUGCCAAAAAUUAUUAAUUAUAAUAAAAGAGCAUUGUCUUAUGUA
Osmerus eperlanus (European smelt) is the source of this 2244-nucleotide messenger RNA. It is a transcript of the gene cebpa, whose product is annotated as CCAAT enhancer binding protein alpha. Gene Ontology annotation, biological process: regulation of transcription by RNA polymerase II; DNA-templated transcription. The transcript has a single exon. The coding region runs from base 240 to 1127 and encodes 295 amino acids. Lineage: Eukaryota; Metazoa; Chordata; Actinopteri; Osmeriformes; Osmeridae. Gene Ontology annotation, molecular function: RNA polymerase II cis-regulatory region sequence-specific DNA binding; DNA-binding transcription factor activity, RNA polymerase II-specific. The record is from RefSeq and is a predicted model, not a curated record.